AUGUCUCGUCCUACUUCUCGAAACACCGAUAGACAAAGCUCUCAAUCUCAAUCUCAUUCACGUUCUACCUCACGUCGAUCAUCUACUCAUCAAUCAAGUUCAUCAACUCAUCAAGUUCAACCUGAUCCAUUAGCAUUUUGUAAUUCAUUUUGGGGUGAUUCAGGUUAUGAUGCAUUACAAACUAAAACUCGUCAAUCUUCAAAGAUGUUAGAAGAUUUAAGAUUAUGGUAUAAAGAAAGAGCUUCAAUUGAAGAUGAUUAUGCCAAACGAUUAGCCAAGCUUACUAAAUCACCUUUACUUGAUUCAGAUUGUGAAAGUGAAGUGGGAGGAAUUAAAAAAGCUUUAGAAAUCGUUAGAGAUACUACAAGACAAAGUGCUCAUUCUCAUGCUGAAUUGGCCGGUACAGUUCGAACUGCAUUAGAACGUAAAGUGGCCGAUUUUGUGGUCAGAAGAGAUGGUUUAAGGAAAAACCCUCAGGGAUUGAUCGAUCGGUUACACAAAAAGAAGAUUGAAUUGAUGGAAGUCACCGAAAAGUCUAGGAGGAAAUAUGAAGCCGACGCGAUUGCAGUGAACGGAUUAUCAGCUCAAACUCAUCUCGUCCAAGGUCGCGACUAUGAUAAGGUCUCAGCCAAAUUAGACAAAGCUCAGCAAAACGUUCAAGUGAAUGAACGGGAUUAUAGGGCACACGUCAAAAAUUUGAAGGAGACCACAGCUGAAUGGAACUUACAGUGGAAAGCUUAUUGUGAUUUAUCACAAGAUUUAGAAGAAGAUCGUAUAGACUUUGUUCGCACUUCGUUUUGGGAUUUCGCUAAUGGCGUAUCGACAAUUUGUGUCGUUGAUGAUGAGCAAUGCGAGAAUAUCAGGAAAGCUUUGGAGCGUUGUGAAACAUCCCAUGAUGUCGCUGAAUUUGCACGUCAGACUAGAACUGGGAGUGAUAUCUAUAUUGCACCGGAUUAUGUGAACUACGCACGAGGGGAACAAACGCCUUAUGGUCGACCACCUUCCUCUACAGCUAAUUUCAUUCGUUCUUCAACCCGCAAUCCACGUCUGGUUCCCUCGACUACGAGUAUUCAAGAUCUCGCUCAUGCAAUCCGUUCAGGACCUGCCUCUCCCACAGACACUAUUCCGCCUUCAUCAGCUCGCGCUUCAUCCAAGGCCGCCGCCAAACGAGGUGGGGCGAUAGCUGAUGCAGUGGCAGCCAACGCUUUCACCGGUGAUUCAUCAGCAGGCUUAACUCCCAAGCCUUCAAUGACUCGAUCAACGAUGGGCGCUUCGAUCUCUAGGGCUGCUUCUCCAGCCGAAGCAAUGGCACAGGUUCUGGGCGGCGGAAAUAAUGCUCCUAAUGGCAACCAUCGUCACACCGCGAGUGCGCCGACCAAUCGACCACCUUCCGCAUCAGGCUCUUACCAGUCUCAACAAUACAAUUAUGAGUCUGGCUCGGCUUAUGGGGAUCAAUCUGUUCCACCACCACCACCACCGGCAUCGGCAAAGCCAGCUAAUCGAUAUGCACCACCCGAACCGCGCUCCAGCUCAAGACCUGCUCCCCCUAGUACAAACUCUGCUGUGCCAAAUAAUUUACCACCACCUUCUCACAGACCCCCUUCACGGAGUGCGACUCCGGGGUCUAUUCACCCACCCUCAGUACCGGCCGAAAAUGGGAGUGUUGAUCCUCUUGUGGCAGCCUUGGAAAAGUUGAGAACGACUCCUUCGAUUGGCUCAAUCAGACGUGGUGCCACAAGUCCAGCUCCACCCAAGGCAAACCGACGAAAUUCAACGAUGGACGUACCAGCCUCCAAUGCUCAACAGUACAAGCGAGCUAGCUCACCUGCUCCUUCGGCUGCGAUGAUGAAACCCCCAUAUGAUCCUCGGACUCAUAACGCACGUUCAACCAGUCCUGGUCCUCAUAAUCCUUACGAUCCGAGAGCCCCAUCCCCUACUCCAUCGUCCGCUCGACCUAGCUCGAGAAUGUCUUAUCAACAAUCUUCGCAUCCGCAAUCUCAGCCACCGCCACAUCAACAGCAACAACAUCCACAUAUGGGAGGUCAGCAAACGAUGCCUCUGAGCUAUGCAGGCUCAUCAAGAAACCCGCCGUUGGGAAUCUCACUUGAUGCUCGAGGUGGAGUCAUGGACCCUAACGCUUCUCCCGGUCCACCAUCGUCACGAGGUGCCAAACUUGGACAGCAAAUCAAUCAUCGUCAAUCUCAAAGUCAGCCGAAUAAUACAAUGAUGAGUAAUUCGCCAGCCUCCUAUGUUGGAUCAAAUCAAGAACCAUUCCGACAACCACCACUACAACAGCCACCACCUUCCAAUCAAGCUCCACCACCUUCUCCACAGCGUCAACAAUCGAUGCCUCCACCACAACAUCAAUUAUCUCAACAUCAACAAGGUCCACCGGGCAGUUAUAGCUCCCGGCCUACUAACCAUCAUUAUGGAUAUGCACCACCACCUGCAAGCCAACCACCUACACAAAAUUAUCAAGCCCCACCUCCACCUUCAGUUGCUCCACCAACCCAUUACACUUUACCACCAUCUCAAUCUUUUCCACCUCAACAUCAAUAUUAUCAACCACCUGGUCAGCCUCAACAACAACAACAGCAACAUCCUCCCCCUCCGAAUUCGACAGGUGGAGUUCAAAGGACUUCGAGUAUGUAUGGCGGUGGUGUUCAGCAACAACAACAACCACCACCACCACAGUCUCAAUACUAUCAUCCCCCACAAUCUACGUCAGCACCUGUGGCACAUCAUCCACCACCUCCUACUCCAAGUCCUGCAGCACCUAAUCAAAACCCAUCACCUACUGGUAAUUAUACAGAAAAUGGUUCACCAAUCUUAUUCUAUGUUAGAGCAUUAUAUGAUUAUAAUGCAACGAUGCCAGAAGAAUUUUCAUUUCAAAGUAAUGAUCUGAUUGCCAUCACUCAAACUGAUCCAGAUGGAUGGUGGCAAGGAGAAUUAUUAGAUGAAGUUAGAAGAAGAAAGAAUGGAGGUGGGAAUGUAUUACCUAGUAAUUUUGUUGAAUUAUUGAAUUAAGAUUAAACAAAACGAUCAAGUGAAAUGGGAAAAAUGGGAAAUUUUGAUGGGGUUUGGAGUAGUGCUGGUGUUUUGUUUUUUUGGCUUCUUCUUCUUGCUAGGUUUAGUGUUGUGAAAAAAAAGAUGAUAGUUUGGUUGGUGAGAAAGAAAGAUUAUGUUUUGAAUUAAUGUGUAAUGAUGAAAAAAAUGAUUGAAAAAUUUUCUUUUGUAUUUAGAUAUUUACAUAUGUGAGUAAGAAGAAAACAAAAAGAAAAAUUCAUGUUUUGGUGUGGAUUGAGGUUUAAGUUUUUAAGUAUUUUUUUUGAAAGUAUUUUUAUAUUUCAUUUUAUUGUUUUUUGCUUGAUUUUUGUGUGUGUUGAAGAGAAUUUAAUAAAAGUUUC
Messenger RNA from Melampsora larici-populina 98AG31, 3407 nucleotides. RefSeq lists its product as uncharacterized. Gene Ontology annotation, cellular component: mitotic actomyosin contractile ring, proximal layer; cytoplasm; cell division site. Gene Ontology annotation, biological process: cytoskeleton organization. The record is from RefSeq and is a predicted model, not a curated record. The transcript is spliced from 8 exons. Lineage: Eukaryota; Fungi; Basidiomycota; Pucciniomycetes; Pucciniales; Melampsoraceae. The coding region runs from base 1 to 3027 and encodes 1008 amino acids. Gene Ontology annotation, molecular function: phospholipid binding; protein binding.